CCCGGAAAUGCAGCCUUUGAGGCCGCCCCCGAGCGAGCGAAGCAUGUUCCGGCUGAUGAGGGAUGGCGAGCCGGAGGACCCCAUGUUUGCCAUGGAUCCCUUUGCCAUCCACCGGCAGCACAUGAACCGCAUGCUGUCGGGGAGUUUCGGGUUCGGGCCGCUCCUUGGCAUCACGGACGGGAGCGCCCCUGGGGCUCGCCAGGCUGCCCGCAGGAUGCAGGCAGGAGCUGUUUCACCCUUUGGGAUGCUCGGCAUGGCAGGUGGCUUUAUGGAUAUGUUUGGGAUGAUGAACGACAUGAUUGGAAACAUGGAACAUAUGACAAGUGGUGCUAACUGCCAGACGUUUACCUCCUCAACUGUCAUCUCUUACUCCAACCUGGGUGAUGGGCCCAAGGUCUAUCAGGAGACCUCAGAGAUGCGUUCAGCACCUGGCGGGAUCCGCGAGACAAGACGGACCGUCAGGGACUCGGACAGCGGCUUGGAACAGAUGUCGAUCGGGCACCACAUCAGGGAGAGGGCCCACAUCAUGCAGCGCUCCCGGAACCACCGCACGGGCGACCAGGAGGAGAGGCAGGACUACAUCAACAUGGACGAAAGUGACGCCGCCGCCUUUGACGACGAGUGGCGGCGAGAGACGUCCCGGUUCCGGCCGCAGCGGGGCCUGGAGUUCCGGCGCCACGAGGGCAGCGCAGGCCGGCGGGCCGAAGGGACUCGCCUCGCCAUCCAGGGCCCUGAGGAUUCUCCCUCCAGACAGUCCCGCCGCUACGACUGGUGAACUGGGAGCAGACCUUGUGGGGGGUGCAGCGUGGCCACCCCCAAACCUACCUACGCGCUCUUGUACAGACAGUGAAACUCGGAAGCCCCUUCAAAGCACCACUUGGACCCUUCUCAAAUUUAGUAUUAACCUCCCUCCCACUUAAGGAUUAAAACAAAGCAACUAAUCUUCUGCAUUGCUCUAUUUCACCCCAUUUGGGUGCUGCAGUGGGACAUGGGGAAUCUCACUGAUGUGCAAGGAACACAUUAAUUGCCCAUUCCCUCUCUGCUCUCCCUUUGGCUCUGUUCUUUCUGCCAGUAGUGCUGGGCAUGAGGAGCUGCCACCUUGCCUCUUCCAUCCUUUCCACUCUUUCUGUGCUGGGUUGGGCUGGUUCUGAAGUUUGUGUUUAGUCCCCUGUGAAAGGAAUAUGAGGGAAUUUGCUAGACCCCCCUGUCAGUCCCCUGACUGGGACAGAGGCUUUGAUUCCCCUGCUGCUCCCUGGUGCAUCUGUGGAGAAGCAGAAGGAUGUGUAUGUUGGAGAAGGGAGGAGCAGAACAAAAGCUGGAUCAGCCUGUGGGCCCCCUGACCCCUCUUCAGUCAGCUCCCCUACUUUUUUAAUUUGUGAAACUUGUAACUAGAUGUUUACUGAAUAAAGAAACAAACUGUAAAGA
This is a messenger RNA of Passer montanus (Eurasian tree sparrow), 1425 nucleotides long. It is a transcript of the gene MLF2, whose product is annotated as myeloid leukemia factor 2. NCBI's taxonomy places the organism in Eukaryota, Metazoa, Chordata, Aves, Passeriformes, Passeridae. The transcript has 9 exons. Gene Ontology annotation, cellular component: nucleus; cytoplasm. Gene Ontology annotation, biological process: regulation of DNA-templated transcription. The record is from RefSeq and is a predicted model, not a curated record. Bases 8 to 775 code for a protein of 255 amino acids.